ACCAGCACCCCUCCGCAUUACGCGACCGGGACUGCCGCCCUGCAUAACGUCGACAACACGAAGAGCUGCCGACAGCGCGCUCGAGUGGUCGCAGAGAUGGAUGGGUUCAUGGACCUCCUGGACUCGCACAGGGGCAACCUAGCAUGCAACUCAGUCCAGGAUCUCCAGGAUAGACUGCACGGCCUUCUCGCAUCCAAGUCGUCCGAGACGCGCGCCGAACAUGCCUCCUCCGCCUUCGAGUUUCCGUAUAACACUAUAUUCCAUCUCGCUAACGAUGCCCCAAAUCCCCCUGCUGAUGGCGUCGUCGAUCCCGCGCUGCAGCCACAUCAACCCGUUGCGCAAGAAGUGAAUUCCUUCGACGCCGUACACGACCAGCCUAACCGUGACCCUGUGGUCCAGCAAGCUGUCGCCAAGCAUAUAGUCGACGCGAUCGGCGCAGUUGAUAACAGCUCUUGGGUGGCUGGACAGGUUUCCAACGACUCGCAGGGGUGGACAUUUAAGUACAUCUGCAAGGACUCCCUCCAGGCCUGGAAUCGCGCAAACCCAAGCAAGGAUAAAUCAGCCAUCGGUAGCUACAGCGGCCCGGGCGGUUUGGAUGAUCCGGCCAAUACCUCUCGUCCCGCGUUUGAUUGCCGAGGAACCCUCUCCAUCGCCUUCUCGAAAGCGGCUCGAGGCAUCGUUGUGAAAUAUAAUCACACAUCCCUGCACAGGACCGUUGCCCAACUGAUUGAGCUCCUCGUGCCGUCUCCGCCUCCAGAGCCGGUGAGCACGAGCAAUGGUGUUAGCCAGAGAACGCCAAGGGCCAAGAGACCACCGCCGACCGAGGGUGAAGAAGGAAGCAAGAAGAAGCGUUCGAGGAAGAAGGACAAGGCAGGAGCAGGCGCGCCUACAGGAGAAGCGCCUACGGGAGACGCGUCCAUUGGGGGUGCACCUCUGGGGGAUGCGCCGGCCGCGGUUGAUCAGGCGGUCCAAAACGAGGUCGCAUCUGAGAAUGUGGAUUCGAGUGGCGCUCCGAAUGUGUCGGUGCUCAACGUACCCCCGGCCGAAGCCGAACGACGCAGACAGACGGCGAUCGGACUACUCACCGGAAGGGGUAUUGACCCGGCCACACUGUCGGUGGAGCAAUUUAAUAUAUUUGCGAAUCAGGCCCCGAGUCUGCAGACCGUUUCUCUUGACAUGUUGGCUAAGUACGGCGCGGAACGGCUACGGAUCGUCCAUCCAGGUAACACGCGGUCUUCGGAUUCCCCGUCUGCUGAUGGACAACCUACCGACGGUGAUCCUGCCCAUGGGCUAGGCCAUACGGCCAACUCUGGACCAACCGAGACACCCAAGAAGAAGCGUUCCAGGAAGAAAUCCGAGGCGACACCGAGCCAAAUCUUAGGCGGUGAUGGCGCGGCAGCUUCUUUGCAACGGGAUAGCGAGAUUGGAACAGCGUCCUCCACUCUGGCACCGAAGAGUAGGAAAACGCGGGGUAAUUGCAAGACUUGCAAGGAGAGGAAAGUCCAGUGUACGAAGGAACACCCUAGUUGUAAGGUCUGCAUAGAUGCCGCUGUGCAAUGCGUAUACUUGCCCCCAAAGCCGCGGAGGAAGUCGAAAAAAGCAGAUGAAGUGGUGGUCGAUCAAGACUCGGACGUGCCUGAAGCGGCUGGAGAGGGGGAUUACCAAGCCCAGAAUCAAGGCACAGUCCCUGUCUCAGCUCCAGCACCACAACCGACAGACGAUGCUGCUGCUCCGGCGCACACGAGUCCUGAUAGCCAUGAAGAUUUCCUCCCCGAUCCCAACAUUCUGACAGGGUCCGUCGAGAGCCAGCCUUCGGCGACGCAAUCUCCAGCGACCGACUACUAUCACCCGAAUAACACCGUGUUCACAUACCCACAGAACCCGCAGCCAUCGUCCGAGCAUAUGGCAACAUCCGCGCUGACGUUCUCGCAACCUCAAGCCUACGUAACCCAACCCGAAGCCUCUCCCGCCGCCACGUUCUCCUCGACGUCAACUGCACCAGAGCAUUCCCCUGGGCUGGCCGUCGCACAACCGAGCUCGGCAACAACCACACAGAAAACGAAAAGCAACUCAACUUCUAGCCGCCGCAGUCUCCCGACCGGUCAGAAUAAGCACACGCCCGCGUCAUCAGUCGCGCCAGCCAACACGCCCAAUUGGAACGGUUCGCCUACGGCAAGACACGCCGCCACCGCGUCGCCAACCCUAUCUCAGACGCCCGCAUCAAGGUGGUCAAAGUCGCGUAAGUCUGCUACAGAGUCGAGCCUGAAAACACACGAUGGUAUCGCACAAGCUGCCGCGCUGUCGCAAGCUGCCACUCAACCUCAAGGCCAGCCGUCACCGGUAAUGGGAUCAGCAUACCAAGCUACGGCCCAGACAAUGUCUCAACAAGGUCGUAGAUCGCAGACGAGCACCCCUGUCGCAUCUGCUCCGCGACCCUCGUCGCAGACGCCCCAAACCGCCGCCGCUACGUCCUAUGACGGCACCCCGUCCUCUUCGAUUCCAAGCUACGAUCCUUACGCCCGUUACAACAACCCUGCUCACGAUCAGUACUCCAAUGCGAGCACAGAUCAUGCUACAACUCGGAUCGCGUAUGAACCUGGCUCCUAUCCGAAUGCAGCCACCACAACGUCGGCCUCCUACUCGUCGGUGCCAGCAUAUGACUACUCGCGGAGCACUACACCGGCCAAUGGUCGACUUCGCAGACUCGAGGCUCUCAACCACACGCCCAACCGCAAACCACGAAUCAUUACUCUAUGCCACCGACUACCUCUUCCGCCUCCCACAGCUACGUGGCCAGCCCUGCCGACGCGCGAACCUCGCAUCAGGGCACUGCCUACAGUCAGCACCCGGCCCAGUCCUACGGGUCCUACUCAACACAGCAGCAAACUACCAAUCAGCAAGCCCAACAAAACUGGUAUGGUUUCAACCCUUCCAAUAACAAUGCCAACGGAACCCAGAGCAACUAUAGUAAUAGCCGGAACAGCGGUUACAGCGGUACGGCAAACUCGAACCACGCCACGUCGUACAGCGGCCACAGGUCCAAUGUGUCCGGAUACCCAAACCAAGGGUACAGCGCCGGCUCCGAUGAUCAGUCUCUUUACGAUCUCCUCAGGGCCAGCGGCUCUACACACUAAGGCCGAUCCCGGAUUUGUUCGGUCAAGUAGUAACCAUGCGCGCGCACGACAACGUCUACGUGUACAGUGAGGGAACUGCAAUAGGAUUAUUGUGAACAGGGGUUUCGGUGGCGUCGUUUAUGAAUUCAGGAUGUUUCUUACUCCCCUGUCUGAGUAAGUGGCGGC
This is a messenger RNA of Durotheca rogersii, 3299 nucleotides long. RefSeq lists its product as uncharacterized. The coding region runs from base 97 to 3204 and encodes 1035 amino acids. The transcript has 4 exons. The record is from RefSeq and is a predicted model, not a curated record. Gene Ontology annotation, molecular function: zinc ion binding; DNA-binding transcription factor activity, RNA polymerase II-specific. Gene Ontology annotation, biological process: regulation of DNA-templated transcription. NCBI's taxonomy places the organism in Eukaryota, Fungi, Ascomycota, Sordariomycetes, Xylariales, Xylariaceae.